AUGCCUUCCCCACCGCAGGAGAAGCAGCAGACGAAGAAGUUCCAGAAGGGCGAGAGGACGGUUCCAUCCUCCACGGACAAGGCGCUGAAGUACUACCCGGCAGAGGACGAGGCGGUACCCAGGAAGACCCGCAAAACGCAACGCCCGUACAAGCCCCGCGCCUCCCUCACACCCGGCAAGGUCCUCAUCCUCCUCGCUGGACGCUUCCGCGGCAAGCGCGUGGUCCUGCUCAAAGUCCUCGAGCAAGGCGUGCUUCUCGUUACCGGUCCCUUUAAGAUCAACGGUGUGCCUCUCCGCCGUGUCAACGCCCGCUAUGUGAUCGCCACCAAGACCAGCGUCUCCGUGGACGGCCUCGACUCCUCAACCAUCGACAAGGUUAGCAAGCCAGAGUACUUUGCGCGGGACAAGAAGGCGGACAAGAAGGGCAGCGAGGAGGCUUUCUUCAACCAGGGCAAGGCUGAGAAGAAGGAGGUUUCCAGCCAGCGGGCGAACGACCAGAAGUCGGUCGACAAGGCGUUGAUUGCGAGCAUCAAGAAGGAGCAGAUGCUGUCCUCCUACCUGUCUAGCACCUUCAGCCUGAGGAAGGGCGACCGGCCACACGCGAUGGUGUUCUAG
Molecule: messenger RNA, 615 nt
Organism: Saxophila tyrrhenica
Lineage: Eukaryota; Fungi; Ascomycota; Dothideomycetes; Mycosphaerellales; Extremaceae
Gene: RPL6
Product: 60S ribosomal protein L6
Exons: 2
Coding region: 1-615 (204 amino acids)
Biological process (GO): ribosomal large subunit assembly; cytoplasmic translation
Cellular component (GO): ribosome; cytosolic large ribosomal subunit
Molecular function (GO): RNA binding; structural constituent of ribosome
Source: RefSeq, a predicted model, not a curated record